Molecule: messenger RNA, 422 nt
Organism: Acomys russatus (golden spiny mouse)
Lineage: Eukaryota; Metazoa; Chordata; Mammalia; Rodentia; Muridae
Gene: Fam25a
Product: family with sequence similarity 25 member A
Exons: 3
Coding region: 95-364 (89 amino acids)
Source: RefSeq, a predicted model, not a curated record
UGGUGCCCUGGAGCCUGGCAGGGCGUCUCAGGCAUGUAUAAAAGCAAGUUAAUCCAGUCUGCAGCCUUCUACUGUCACUGUCUGUUGCUACAGGAUGCUCGGAGGCUUGGGGAAGCUGGCGGCCGAGGGCCUGGCCCACCGCACUGAGAAAGCCACUGAGGGAGCGGUUCAUGCAGUGGAGGAGGUGGUGAAGGAGGUGGUGGACCACGCCAAGGAGGCUGGAGAGAAGGCCCUUGCAGAUGCCCUAAAGAGAGCCCAAGAAUCAGGGGAAAAAGUGGUGAAGGAGGUCACUGAGAAGGUGACCCACACUGUCACUGACGCUGUUACCCAUGCUGCAGAAGGCCUGGGUAGACUGGGGCAGUGAGUCCUUCUACCAGCACGGCUGCCUCUUCCUGAACAUCAAUAAAAUUGGUGAAAUGUGA